Ochlerotatus camptorhynchus is the source of this 1554-nucleotide messenger RNA. RefSeq lists its product as uncharacterized. The transcript has a single exon. Bases 1 to 1554 code for a protein of 517 amino acids. Gene Ontology annotation, molecular function: zinc ion binding; nucleic acid binding. The record is from RefSeq and is a predicted model, not a curated record. NCBI's taxonomy places the organism in Eukaryota, Metazoa, Arthropoda, Insecta, Diptera, Culicidae.
AUGGGCUUGGAGAGCAAAUGCUGCUUCACCAGAUCUCGUCGAAGUUGGACAAGGGCAUGGGAAGGUCGGCAGAAAAAGGGUGUAUACCCGAACUACGAAGCGACGAUCGAGUUUCUGCAAGAGCAGUUCAGGAUUAUGGAGAAGAUUAACAUCAACACGAAGCCGUUAGUGGAAAGUGCAAAAGUGAAACCAGUGAACAAAUGCCACACACUAGUGGCUACGAAUGAACACAAACAUGAAUUGAAGUGUGUGAUGUGCAAGAACAAUCACGAACUCUGGAAGUGUGACAAGUUUAAAGAACUGAAUGUGAGUGAAAAAUACAGUUCCUUGAAAAAGUGGGGAUCUUGCUUUAAUUGCUCACAAAGGGGGCAUCGUACGAGUGGGUGCUCUUCAUCGCACAAUUGUCGCGAUUGUGGCAAACGUCAUCACACAUUGCUACACAGUGGAAGUGUUCCGAACCGCGUACCGGUGGAAUCGACAACAAACGUGAACGAUGAAUCGAAAGCAGCACCGAGCUCCAGUAAGAAACCAGAUGCUGUUCAACUAGAAUCUGCUACCACCUUGUGUGUCAGCGCAGCCAUCCCUUCGAAACAGACGCUUCUUUCUACCGCUGUGGUAAUGGUCAAUGGUGGCAGCAGUGCACAUUAUCCCUGCCGAGUGUUGUUGGAUUCGGCCUCACAGCUACAUUUCGUUACUGAACGGUUUGCGAAUCUGCUGUCACAGCAGAAGCAACCCAUUGAUUACUUGGUUAGCGGAUUAAACGGUUCCAAUAUUCGCCUUCGGAACAUGAUUCGCACUACAGUGAAAUCUCGUAAUGGAGCAUUUGCAGCCGAAUUGGAGUUUUUGAUAGCACCACGAAUCACCGGUGACGUUCCGGUGAAAUCUUUCGAUGUCUCGAAUUGGCCAAUGCCUGAGGGAAUCGAGUUGGCCGAUCCAGCAUUCAACAAACGAGGACGCAUCGAUAUGCUAAUCGGUGCUGAAAUCUUUUGGGACCUAGUCCAGAAUGACCGAAUUCGUCUCGCACCAAAUCUUCCAGUGUUUACGAAGACUGAAUUUGGAUGGAUAGCUGGAGGAGUUCUUGCCAAGGAAAGUCCAGUUAUUGCUCGUUCACUCUGCCUGAUCGCUGGAGAUGAGCGACUCGAAGACAUAUUGAAAAACUUCUACCGCUUGGAAGCUUGCGAUGUGAAUCGUACUUCCUUUUCGAAAUCCGACCAGGACUGCUUGGAGCACUUCAAGUGUACUCAUGUGCGAAACAAGGAUGGAAGAUACUUCGUUCGACACCCAUUCAAUGACAAGAAAAACGAAUUGGGUGAUUCCCGGGAGAUGGCAACUCAAAGGUUCCUGAACCUUGAACGGCGACUCGAUAAGCAACCAGAGCUGAAACAACAGUAUUGUGAUUUUAUCGAUGAAUACGAACGGCUUGGCCACCUGCGAGUGGUUGAGAUUGACAAAACUGAGAAACCGGGGUCUGUGUUCUACUUGCCGCAUCAUUGCAUAUUGAAACCGACGAGUACGACAACAAAGUUGAGAGUCGUAUUUGACGGGUCUAUCUGA